This is a messenger RNA of Adelges cooleyi (spruce gall adelgid), 1068 nucleotides long. RefSeq lists its product as uncharacterized. The transcript is spliced from 14 exons. Lineage: Eukaryota; Metazoa; Arthropoda; Insecta; Hemiptera; Adelgidae. The record is from RefSeq and is a predicted model, not a curated record. Bases 166 to 1068 code for a protein of 300 amino acids.
UCAUUGCAAUUGUUAUAGUAAGUAAUCCUACCAAAACUUCCAAAAUUUUAAAACUACACACUUUUAAUAUAUUUUUCUAAUUUUCAACGUUUUCCCGCAUCUAGAGUUUCUAUAACAUUUAAUUCACUAGUCCCAAUUCAUUAUACAUCAAGGCCAUAAAUAAAAAUGAAAAUUUCCUGUAUUUUAUUAUCAUUUAUCUGCGUAAAUGUUAUGGCUAAAAUAAGUAUAACAGAAUAUAUAAAUAUGGUUGAACUUCUGAACUUGCAAAUUCAAAAAGCUUCUGACAUUAACGACGAUAAAGGAAAUGGAUUGGAGCAUGCAAUUAAAAACAUUGUACAUACAAAUUGCAAUCCAAUGAGAUUUUUGUUUGACAUGUUCACUGUACCGGAACUUGCACUAACUGGCAACUUUGAAUUUCUACAAGGUUCAAUAAAUACACAAACACAUACUCUGCAACAGAAAUUAUUUAAGUUUUUAGGUAUUCCUAUAAUCUAUCCAAACCAAAGUUAUGAAAUUAUAGGAAAGACCACACGUAGAAAAACAAGAACUUAUCUUACUGGAAAAGCUUUAGACAAUUUACUUGACCAAAUAUAUGAUAUUCCUCCACUUGAUGAUGAAAACCAAACUGUUACUGUACAUGAUGAUAAAUACAAAAUAAUUUACAAAGCUACUCGUAGAGCAAUUAAUAAAUUGAACGAACUUGGAAAGGCGAGAAGAGUUCUUACUGGAAACGCUAUACGAAAUGUACUUACCCAAGCAUUAGCUGAACUGAUUUCGUAUGACAAGAUGCAUUCUGUUUAUAAAUUUUGUAUGUUGAUAUCAUUGUGGAUUAGUUCAAAAACGGCUUCAAUACUGUUAGUUUCUGUAGGUCAUGAAGAGAAUGAUAAUGAUACUUGUGUAGUACAUGAUGAGGACGGGAAUGCUGUAAAAUACAGAUCAUUUAAGGGUAUAUAUUGGCAAGUAAAUGUCAAUAAAACGGAUACUAAAAUAAAAGAAUUAAAUGUACAGCUACUCGACGAUUCCAGUAUCCCACGAUUUGAGAAAUCGAAAACCACCACAACAUUUUAG